AUGAUCUGCCGUCAUAGGACUAAUUUACGCUAUCAUACAACUGUACUUCACAAUCUGCCAGUUCGCCACCGGAACGACAAAUUCGUAAUAUCAUAUCUAGUGGCGACGGGUUUGGCGGCAGGAUUUAGAGUAACCAAAGAUUUAAAAGAUGCAUUUAUAGCAUUUGUCGAAUCUAAUUCAACUGAUCCCGUGGAUGAGUUCUUCAGCAAGGGAUACGCAUCGGCCAGUCUUCUCCUAUUUGCUUUCCUCUGUCUUGCCGAUCUGUUUUCUCAUCUCUUGCCAUUACCAAACGAUCAUUUUAAGUCUCAUCAUGAGCAUUACAAAUACCAUUUGCUUUCAGUCAAGACCUUGCUUCAUCCUUGCGAGCAUGAAAAUGAUGACCAUCUUCCUCAUUCACAAAGCAAGGUUAACAAAGUCUUUACUGAGCAAAACUUGUGCUUUAUAGAUACCAGACAUUUCUCUUUUGUUGUGACACCUAGUCAAGAGAAAGUGAGCUCUUGUUCACCUUAUGUUUAUUGA
Molecule: messenger RNA, 519 nt
Organism: Thlaspi arvense
Lineage: Eukaryota; Viridiplantae; Streptophyta; Magnoliopsida; Brassicales; Brassicaceae
Source: the annotation of a GenBank genome assembly